Molecule: messenger RNA, 1325 nt
Organism: Tripterygium wilfordii
Lineage: Eukaryota; Viridiplantae; Streptophyta; Magnoliopsida; Celastrales; Celastraceae
Product: myb family transcription factor PHL7-like
Exons: 6
Coding region: 476-1072 (198 amino acids)
Molecular function (GO): DNA-binding transcription factor activity; DNA binding
Source: RefSeq, a predicted model, not a curated record
UAGUGUUAUUUAUGUCCAAACCCCGCUGAUCAAGAAUCCCCUUGAACAUGAUAUGUUCAUUCUGGUUAAGUUGGGAUCAGAGGCAGUCUCACAUUGCCUCAACGGUUUCUAUCCUCUGUUUCAAAGUUGUUACCAUAACCCUUCAUGGCUCAGUUCAGAAGGGUUGACCUGGUUUGCCUAAUGAUACGUUCUUUGGACACAUCAAGUGCUAAGCUUGAAAUUCACCAGCCGAGUAGGAUCAGAGAAUUUGUUUUGACUUGGAAUUUAAUUGGACUUUACUAAGUCUUGGUUUACAACCAUUAUUGUAGAGUGUAGACACUUUGAGGCAUCCGGUACCUCUCUAUCAAUGUUUCUUGGUGCAUAUCGCCAUACUGCCUUUUCACUGCAUAGCUGUAUUUGGCUUAGUCCCUUAUCCUUAUAAUCCUUCCCCACAAAGCGGCCAUUGUCAUGCCAUUGCCCAGGGUUCUGAGACAGCAUGUUCACUAUGACUUCAAGUUGCUCCGAUGGCUCUCGCAAGGAACGGUUACGUUGGACGGAAGAGCUCCAUGAUCGGUUUGAAGAGGCAGUUAACAGACUUGGCGGCCCUGAGAUGGCAACACCAAAGGGCAUAUGGAAGGCUAUGGCCAUUCCUGGACUAACCAUCUACCAUGUUAAAAGCCACUUACAGAAAUAUAGGAUCAUGAAAUUGAUCCCAGAAUCAGGCCCUAGAAGCAAGUUUGAGAGGAGACAUAUUUCAGAAUUAUUUCCAAAUUUCGGCGCAACGUGUUUCACUGAACAAAAAGAAGCUUUACUAUUGCAAAUGGAAGUACAGAGGCGAUUGAAUGACCAUACUGAGGUUCAAAGAAGCUUGAAGCUUAAACUUGAAGCCCAAGAGCGUUUUUUCGACAGAGUUGCAGAGGAGCAUCGGAACCGGGCAUCUAUUGCAAAAUCCAUCAAGCCUCUCUCUCCAGCAUCACUUCCUGCCCUCUGCGAGUAUUCAGAUUCCAAUGGAAAGGAAUUCGAAUGUGAUUCAGAGAUUGUUAAAAAUGAAAUACGACAUGAAAGAAGAAUUUCAGGCUCUUUACAAGGAUGAGGAUCGGAAACCAUGUUUUCCCUCAAAGCUCAAGGCUUGACCAUAAUCAAAAGGAGGCAAAAGUUUCAUAUGCUGCUCAUGAUCAUAUCAGCUUUCCAUGGAACAUUGCAUCCUUCCCUUCUCCUUUUGUGCCUAGCUUUUUCUAAAUUUUGCAACAAAGAAUGUGGGUGUGAUUAUGCAUAAUAAAAACAAUUCCAUAUUGUAAGAGAUUUCUUUUGGAUUAUUUUGAUGUCCAUUUGUGUUUAAAAUUCUA